UAAAAAAUGGAUAUAAGUUUUGAUUUAUAUUACAAUGACGAAAAUACUGGAGAAAAAAUUGAUGUGCUACGUAUACGAAAAAGCCUUCGUGAUCACUCAAAUCCAUUGGAGCUUCCAAAUGCAAAGUAAGCCAUAGUUUUUUCACAAUUGAUUCAUAAGUUAUUUUCGAUUAAAUAAAGAAGCAUUUUGUUUUUUACUGAAUGAGAUGAAGGAACAUUUCCACAAACGUGUGCGAGGAACGGCCAUGCCUCCUAUAUUAAAAUUAUGCGCAACUUUGCGUUUCCUUGCUGACGGUGGUUAUCAAAAAUGCAGUGGAAAUGAUUUUAACAUUGGGUUGGCGCAACCUACGAUAUCUUUAGUAAUUAAAGAGGUUCUAAAUAUAAUUGAACAACGUAUUUGUGCCCAAUGGAUUAAAAUUCAAAUGACUGAGGAGGAGGAGGUUAGUUGCAUCGGCGGGACUCAUGUUCGCAUAAUUUCGCCAAGAAAAGAAGUGCAACAUCUUUAUCUUAACAGAAAGGGAUACUACAGUUUAAACGUGAUGAUUCUUUGUGAUUAUAAAAUGUCUAUUCGGUAUGUGGAUGCUAGGCAUGGCAAAUUAUGACUCUUUUGUUUUUAAUGCUAGCGAUUUGAAAGUGCAUUUACAGAACAACAUACAGAAUAACACUUGGAUCUUGGGCGACGCUGGCUAUCCUCUGCACAAAUUUUUAAUGACGCCUAAUGGCUUGGCGGAAGCUUCUUCACCCCAAGCACGCUACAACUCAAAGGCCUGGAAUAUUGUAGAGCGGACAAUUGGUGUACUCAAGAGUAGAUUUCGAUGGCUUUUAUCUGUACGAGGUGUACAUUACACUCCCGAAAAGGCUACGCAAAUUGUGAAUGCUUGUUGCGUAUUGCACAAUAUUUGCCAACACUUUCAAGUGGAAUCUCCGGAAGAAAUAUCAUCUACUUCACAUACUACAAUGACCAAUGAUAUUUUGGACAUAGAAAGAGAAGAAGAGGAUAUGGCUCGAAUAAUUCGCAAUAAUAUUAUGACUUCCCUCUAAAUAAUUAAAAUAUUAAAUUUCAUUUAUUCUUUCUAAUGUGCUAUU
Bactrocera tryoni is the source of this 1085-nucleotide messenger RNA. Its product is annotated as putative nuclease HARBI1. NCBI's taxonomy places the organism in Eukaryota, Metazoa, Arthropoda, Insecta, Diptera, Tephritidae. The transcript has 3 exons. The coding region runs from base 573 to 1040 and encodes 155 amino acids. The record is from RefSeq and is a predicted model, not a curated record.